Molecule: messenger RNA, 6349 nt
Organism: Gigantopelta aegis
Lineage: Eukaryota; Metazoa; Mollusca; Gastropoda; Neomphalida; Peltospiridae
Product: 3-hydroxy-3-methylglutaryl-coenzyme A reductase-like
Exons: 21
Coding region: 194-2980 (928 amino acids)
Biological process (GO): isoprenoid biosynthetic process; sterol biosynthetic process; coenzyme A metabolic process
Cellular component (GO): endoplasmic reticulum membrane; peroxisomal membrane
Molecular function (GO): hydroxymethylglutaryl-CoA reductase (NADPH) activity; NADP binding; protein binding
Source: RefSeq, a predicted model, not a curated record
GUAAUGGAGAUUUCAUGUUCUUCGUUGGGCUGGGGUUGUCAGUAUUACGCCAUUGUCGUCUUGUUUGUCAAUUACUUAAGUUUAAGGUCUGACCUAAAAGUAAAAUGUUGACAACGGUAGCGGAAAACUAGAUGUUUAACUAACUUGGAAGUUGAUUCCUUUUGCUCCAUUGAUACCAGUAAGCAAGAGCGCCAUGAUGCUUUCUCGUCUGUUCCGAGCUCAGGGCCAAUUCUGCGCUUCACACCCAUGGGAAGUGAUCAUCGGCACAGUGACAACAACGCUAUGUCUAAUGUCCAUGAGCAUGUUUACUGGCACCGAGCGUGUCUGUGGCUGGAACUACAUCUGUCCAAGAGAAGAUAUCGGGGAACUGAAGAGCUCCGAUAUAAUCAUUCUGUCUAUCACUCGGUGUUUGGCUGUGAUGUACAUUUACCUCCAGUUUAGAAAUCUCAGACGACUUGGCUCAAAGUAUUUAUUAGGUAUUUCCGGAGUGUUCACCAUGUUUUCCAGUUUUGUGUUCAGUAUGGCUAUUAUUAAUCUCCUUGGAAGCGAUCUCAAGGGACUUGAUGAAGCUCUGCCUUUCUUUCUGCUUCUCGUUGAUCUGUCGAAAGCGAGUGCGCUGGCGAGGUUUGCACUGGUGUCCACCAAUCAGGAGGAGGUUCAGGAGAACAUCGGCCGUGGGAUGGCCAUCAUCGGCCCGAUCAUCACGCUGGACGCCAUCGUCGAGACGUUGGUCAUCGGUGUGGGGACGCUGUCAGGUGUUCGCCAACUAGAGACCAUGUGUUGUUUUGGCUGUCUGUCUGUAAUCGCAAACUAUCUGGCUUUCAUGACAUUCUACCCAGCAUGCCUUGCUCUAGUACUUGAGUUAACACGUGAACGUACUCAGGGUAGACCACUCUGGCAAAUUCAACAUCUUGCCAAGGUUCUCCAGGAAGAAGAGGAAGAGAAAAAGCCAAACCCUGUGACACAGAGAGUUAAAAUUAUUAUGUCUGCCGGUUUGGUUCUCGUGCACGCUCACAGCCGAUGGGUGGCAAAGUUGGAGGGGUCGGGAUUGUCGGAGAACCUGGACCUGUCGGUCGGUGAAAAGGCGCUUCUCGACCAGAGGAUAACACCCACCGUUCCCCUCUGGCAGUUCUACAUAGAGCGCAUGUUCACCACCAACACAGACUAUGCAGUCACGCUGGCACUGGCUCUGGUUCUGGCAGCCAAGUACGUGUUCUUCGACAACUCGGUUGAUGAUGAGGUCGAUCAGAUUCUCAAAGAAGCAAACGCCGAAAACCCAUUUGCUGUGAAGAAGAACAAAGAGGUUACGAUCAUGUACGGAACAUCUUGUCACAAAACAAUGAACUCCCAUGGAGAGUGCAAUGAAUCGAAUUCUAACGAAGUAGACCUGUCGAAUGUUAACAAAUCAAUUGAUCUCACGGAGAGCCAGCAACUUUCACCGCCUAAGCCUGUCAACCACAAAGCCAGUUUCCUGCUGGGUGGCGAUGACAGUUCCGAGGACGGCAACGAUGUGGAGAAGGAAACGAAAGAAACUCAGACGGAAAUAAUCAACUCAGAGUUCGAACUCCUCGAGUUGCUGAAGCCGCCCAUGCCUCCCAGACCCCUGGAGGAAUGUGUUGCUAUUAUGAAGUCAGAGGAAGGUCCUGGUGUUUUGACUGACGAGGAGAUUCGCAUGCUUGUUGAGAAGAAACACAUUCCUGCAUACAAGAUGGAAAGUGCACUGGGCGACUAUGUGCGAGGGGUUUCCAUUAGGAGGCAAAUGAUAUCGGAAAAGUUGCAGGAGAAAGAAGCCCUAGCAACAUUGCCAUACAUUCAUUAUGAUUAUUCCUAUGUCGAUGGUGCUUGCUGUGAGAAUGUCAUCGGUUACAUGCCGAUACCUGUGGGAGUUGCCGGACCACUGCUGCUGGAUGGUCAACUUCAUCAUGUUCCCAUGGCAACCACAGAAGGCUGUCUUGUGGCCAGUACAAACAGAGGUUGUCGAGCUAUAGAACAAAGCGGAGGUGCUCAUAGCAUGGUGAUAGCCGAGGGCAUGACACGUGGUCCAGUUGUCAGGUUUCCUACAGCACAAAAAGCUAGUCUAGCUAAGUUGUGGUUAGAAGAGAAAGACAGCUUUGAGAAGGUCAAGGAACAUUUUGACGAGUCCAGCAGAUUUGCUCGUCUUCAGAAGAUCCACGCCGCACAGGCUGGCCGGUGUCUGUACAUCCGCUUUGUGGCCAAGACUGGAGAUGCCAUGGGCAUGAACAUGCUCUCAAAGGGUUCAGAACGAGCUCUGAACGCACUAGGUGAACAUUUCCCUGAAAUGGAGAUCGUCAGUCUGAGUGGAAACUUCUGCACGGACAAGAAACCAGCAGCCAUUAACUGGAUUGAAGGCCGAGGGAAGUCUGUGGUGUCCGAUGCUGUGAUUCCGGCUGCCAUUGUGAAGAACGUUUUAAAAACCACAGUGCCCGCGUUGGUGGAACUGAACAUCAGCAAGAACCUGGUCGGGUCGGCCAUGGCAGGCAGUAUUGGCGGCUACAAUGCACACGCAGCAAAUGUCGUCACGGCCAUAUUUAUUGCCACGGGUCAGGACCCUGCUCAGAAUAUCUCCAGCUCAAACUGCCUCACUCAGAUGGAGGCGACAGGCAUACACCACGAGGAUCUCUACAUCAGCUGUACGAUGCCGUCAAUUGAACUCGGAACAAUCGGCGGGGGAACCGUGCUUCCACCACAGGCCUCCUGUCUCCAGAUGCUUGGUGUGAAGGGAUCAUGUAUAGAGACUCCAGGAGAAAACGCUCGGCAGCUGGGAAGAAUCGUGUGUGCGACCGUCAUGGCUGGGGAGCUGUCCCUCAUGUCUGCCCUGGCCGCUGGUCACCUGGUGAAGAGUCACUUAAAACACAACAGGUCUACCCUGAACAUGGCUCCCGGUGCUGUGAAGCCUGAAGUGGGAUCAUCAGCAAACAACAGAUUGGUCCCAGGAACGUGUACCACUCAGGCAUCUUGACCCAUGGAUUACCUGCCUUGAUUGUGGGUGUGGUCUUCACAUACUGCUAAACCAGUGUCUAUUUUUUUGAAAACCAAAACAAUGAAAACCUUAUUGUUGCAACUUAAUAUUCUGUCUUUAAUUUGUUGAUUUGUUUUUGGUGUGUAGAAGGAAUAUUAUUUUGUAUUGUUGUAUUAAUACUAGGCAUAGAAACCACAAUUCUGCCACUCUGUGCAAGUGAAUAAAUAAAUUUAGUGGAUUAGUAUCGUUUAUAAGUCAUGUUUUGUGAUGAUAAAUUGAGCUCAGGAUAUAAAAAUACUGAAAUUUGAAUUGCCGAUGGAUUUUGUUUACUUCAGAACAAUUUGUAGUUAAAACUUGUGUCUCGUUGAUCAUUUAAAUAUAUGGUUGAUAUUACCUGAGUUCCAGGACAAAACAAUUGGAAAUAAAUUAAUAUUUAUAUUUCAGCUGAUUAAAAUGAACGCAUUCUUUGUAUAGAGGUAGUUGUGAUUGGAUAUUUAUUUUUUUAUUUUCCCGAUUUGGCCAAUGUUUUUCUAGGAAAUCUAUAUGUGUUUUGUUUUAAGUACCAAUAGGUGCUGCCUAAUUGUGAUGCCUUCAUGUCAAUCAUUGUGAUGUUAAGCAAUUGGCUCACCAAGCGUUAUGGUGUUAAGUGAUAGUCGUGUCCAUGUAUUAAUCAUUAUGUUGUUAAGUUAUUGAUCAAAGCCUUUCAAGCCAAUAUAUAAAUCUAGUCUUGUGCUUCUAAAACAUUUACGUCCAGACCUCAAUAACAUCUGAACUCCAGCUAAUGACAUUUAAAAAUCUACGGACUUUGUGAAAGUCAAGUCUAGACUUCAAAAUCUUUUAUGAGCACAAUGAAAUCAACAAAUAUUUCAACAAAAAUGUACACAAGGAAAUUAUCAACUUUUCAGUUAACUUGUGCUCGUCAGAUACGUCUGUCCGAGUUGACAUUGACUGAAGGGUUACUUAUGUUGACUGUGGCCAUGAACACUGGUUUUAUUACUCUCUGUAAACUAAUAUCCGGUACACAAUUGGACUACGGUAGCCAUGGCUUUAAGUAACUGAUUUCACUAUUUUUAAUCAGAAUGAAAGUUCACAUCUACCAAGCUGUAAUGAUUUUUGUGUGGCCUGUACGACAUAAACGGGUGAGAUAUAGGUAUUAAUUUACCGACUGGCAACGGCAUCAACUUUUGGGUUUAGCUCAACAUUAAAGUUUCACAUUUAAUGCAAUUUCUCACAAAAUAUAAGUCCUACAUUAGUGAAACAUGACUUAAUAGUUGCACCUAUGGAUGUUCAUCACAAUGCAUGUAAUUUUAUUUUAAAGAUGUUGAUUUAAAAUAUUUAAUUAAAAUACUUUUGCAGUUAGCUCGACAUUAAAGUUUCAGGUUUUAUCACAAACCAGAAGUCCUACAUCGAUGAAUCGUGGUUUAUAUUGCUAGUUGCAGCUAUGGAUAUUAAUCACAAUUUAUGUAGUUAAAAUGGGAAAAUUAAUUAUAUUAAAUUAAAAAAAAAAUUAAAAAUGUAAUUAAUUUUUUUUAAAUGCAUAGAGAUGAACAUUUAGGAAUGCAUCUGUCAGAGACAUGGAAUACGUUUAAGAGAGGUGAGACAUUUAAUUUCAAUGCAUCAUUCAGGAACAAGAUUUUUGUCCAUAUGCAGAGUUCUGUGCGUUUCCUCUGUGUAUAUAACUUCCACUGUUGUAAAUAAUGCUGGACUGAUAAAUCUGUGAAGUGACAUCAAAAUUUAGCCAGUGUUCGAGUGCACGGCUAAGCCAUAACAAGACAUCAAAGUUGAAUUGGGACCGACAGUUUUGCUAGAUAUUCAUUAAACUCUUGUGAUUGUCGAUCUGCCGUUAAAUCCUUUUACAGUGUUAAAUUAUAGCUUUCAACAUCAUCGAGUCGUGCAGUGUGGAUGAUAACAUAAUGGUGAAAUCUGUUGGCGUUUGCAUUAUUUUCAUGUGUACAAAGGUUUUAAAAAAAAAUAUAUAUAUAUAUAUAUAUAUAUAUAUAUAUGUGUGUGUGUGUGUGUGUGUGUGUUUCUCCCGGUGAACACACAUCCUUCUUCAGGUCUCUGAAAAUUGUGAGACCGAUCGUUUCAUUCGUGCAUGUCUAACUGCACAACUGUGUUUUUGUUCACAUAUUAAAUUUAGAACAUCAUUUACAUGAUCUUGACAAGUUAUGCAAGAAAUGGUUACCUGAAUUGGUUUUGUGUAAUUCAUAAAUGAUUCAGGAAAUUUGAAAAUUUCCAAAGGCCUGGAGUUUAUGUAUUUUCCAACCAAUUCGCAGUACUUGCUAAAAGUAUUGUUUGUCGAGCCAAAAUACAGUUUUGUGGUCAUAUUUGUAGUCGCCACUUGUAAAGUGAAAGUCGUUAUUAGGCUUUCUGUCGGAAAAUAAUUUGAUAUGUAAUAAAACAAAAAACCAGACCAUAAGUGCCCCUUCUAGGUGGUUAUGGGUUUGUAAUGCUUUAAAAAUGGACACUGCAUUUGUCAUCCAAUAGCCAGUGAUUAAUAAGUCAAUGUGUUCUAGUGGUGUCGUUAAACAAAAUAAAUUUAAUUGUCAUACUUUAUUAAAUUUUAAACAGCAGUUGAAUUACAAUCGUCUAUAUAAAAAAUUUAAAAAAUAUGUGCAUUAAUUUUCGAGAUUUUAGGGUACCUAAUUUUACCAUCCUCUGGCAGAAAGCCUGAUUAUCUGGUGUCAUAAAACCAGCUACUACAUAAUGUGGCUUUAAAUCUGCAGCUAUAGCUAUCAUCUAGCACUUACAUGUAACUGAUACAAGCUACAUUCAUUUUAUCCUGUUAUUGUAAUAAGUCUAUCGUAUUUUCAGAUCGGUGUGUCGGGUAUUUGCUGCAUCUAUGAGUUAUUGCUUUUCAUGGUGUGUUCUGGAAUGGCCAAUUUUAAAUUUCGUUAAACAUUUGUGUGAAUGAGAUUUGUUACCAUGUCAGUUAAAUGUGUGUAUUUUGUACAUUUUGAUACACUUUACUUGAGAAGGGUGGUGGGUAGGUGUAAGCACAGCAUAGAUGUCAUUAAGUUAAAUAUAUUUUUGUUACAUUUUACUCUCUCUAUUUUUUUUCCCCCCCUUUUUUUGUUACAAUUAUUUAGUUUACUUCAGUAUAUUAAAAAAAAAAGAGUAGAAGAAUCAAUCCAUGAAUCCAUGCCUGAUCACCAAUACGACUUGAUCUGUUUGGGGCAGGUAUUUUGGUUUUAACUACAGUUACUGUUAUUUAAUUAUUUUAUGAUGUUUUCCAAGAUAUCAAUUAGCAUGGCAAUGACGUCAUAUUUCUGUAGUUGUGGUUAACAAACCUAUACUUAGUCUUUUUUAGCUUUCAACAUUUCAUUUGUAUUCAUCAUAGAAUAAAGUUGUAUGUUUUUUUCAGAGAAA